AUGGGUUCUUUCCAGGAAGUUUCUGGAAACGAGAACCUUUAUGAUGAAUUUCAUCUGGACACAGUUUUACCACCACAACUCCAGGACAAUGAUGGAAACAUGCAGAUAAUGGAUGCCAAUGGGGACCCUCAAAUGUUAUACUCUUAUACCUUCAGUGUCAAAGAAGAUUAUGGUACAACAUAUUCAGCAUGCCAAGAGAAAACUCUUUCUGAUGAAGAAAUGAACAGAAGCAUACUGGGUGAAAUCUUUGAGAGGUGGUUCAAGAUCACGAUUCCAAAUGGGAAAAAGUACAAGACGCGGUUAAUAAAUUUACUCCAGAGUUAUUGCAGUAUGGGCUUCACACCAGUUGAUUUCCAGUACAUCAGAAACGGUAUCCAAUUCUUUGUUCAAAGUACCAAAACUGCUGUUGAAUUGAUGAAUAUAAACUACCAGAUAAGUGAUGAGGAGAACAAAAAGAUUUCUAUCUAUGUGAAUUCAUCUAGUGAGCCUGCAUCUGUACAAUAUAAGUUAACAGCAGCACAAAUGCACAGCCUAAAGCUGAGCAUAAAGAAACGAUAUGAUGUCUCUAAGAAAGCUCUGUACCUCGGAAAGCUUCGCUUUGACCAAGACUUGAUGGAUCAUGGAAUUGACAUGUUUCUGAACAGAAGAAGCUGCAUGACUGCUGCCCUUCAAAUCAUCCAAGAGAAUUUCCCCGAGCUGUUGUCCUUGAACGUGAGCAACAACAAAAUAUACUGGCUAGAUGGCCUGUCGGAAUUAAUAGAGAAAGCCCCUCACGUCAAGACUCUCAACCUUUCAAGAAAUUUGCUAAGAACAGCAUGGGAAUUGGAGAAGAUAAAAGGGCUGAAGCUGGAACAGCUGUGGCUUGAAGGGAAUCCCUUGUGCAGCACCUUCCCAGACCAUUCUUCUUAUGUAAGUGCGAUUCUGAACUAUUUUCCGGAGUUGUCACACUUAGAAAGCUACAAAGGAUCUGAGUGUCUGAAGAAUCUGCUCGUGCAAUUUAUGCUUCAGUACUACUUGAUCUAUGACUAUGGUGAUCGACACAGUCUCCUAAACGCUUACCAUGCAAAUGCCUGCUUCUCCCUGGCCAUCACUUUCAACUCCGAUAAGGCAGACAUGAGCAGCUUAGAAGACUACCUCAAAGAUAAUAGGAAUGUGAAGAUGCUGAUGAACUCCUUUUUGCGGAUGCAGCUGCUGAAGCACAAAAAAUAUAACAUCGUGACCUGCCUCCAUGAACUGCCAAAAACACAGCAUGAUUUAAAUUCCUAUGUAGUAGACAUUUGUGUCCAGACAGUGAGUACCUGCUUAUUCCUGAAAAAAAUGAUCUGCUUCUCUGUCAAUGGAGUAUUCAAGGAAGUGGAAGGGAAGUCUUGGGGAAGUGUUCGGGCCUUCACCCGGACAUUCAUCUUAACUCCGGACAGGCAUUUCAGGCUGUGCAUUGUGAACGAUGAGAUGAUUUCGAGGAAUGCCAACCCUGCAGAGACCAGGAAGGCAUUCUCUACCACUAGGCCCACAGUAUCCUACACCCAGAGUUGCUGGAACACCCACACUGAUCUAAAGUAUUGUAAGAACAAGUGGAAAUGCAUCAGAGAGGAUGAAGCCCUCUUUACAUUCCAGGUCUGCCACGUCUGCUGCAGGGCUUGUCAACAGCCGAAGCAAAGAAAGGAGGAGAAAAUUCCUUCCCACGAGCACAGGUCCAACUUCAGUGACAGAUCUGAUGGCCUUGGAGUGGCUGAAGACCACCACCCUCCACAGGCCUGCGCCCAAGCCCAGCUAUCCUUUAUCUUGAGUGGCUUCCUCAGCAUGCUGUCUAUAUGA
Molecule: messenger RNA, 1815 nt
Organism: Rattus rattus (black rat)
Lineage: Eukaryota; Metazoa; Chordata; Mammalia; Rodentia; Muridae
Product: nuclear RNA export factor 2-like
Exons: 20
Coding region: 1-1815 (604 amino acids)
Biological process (GO): poly(A)+ mRNA export from nucleus
Cellular component (GO): cytoplasm; nucleus
Molecular function (GO): RNA binding; protein binding
Source: RefSeq, a predicted model, not a curated record